GAAACGUCUCUUGCCACCCUUUCUCUUCUGCUAAGUAAGGCUUAAAAUUAGGAAGCAACCUUUAAAAGGCAAAAGAGGAAAUAGAUGAGUGAGAACACAAAGGAAACUUGGACAAGUAGAAAGUGGAUGACCCAGGCUCCGUUACCUAUACUUGGAUUCCAGCUGGGACCUAGAUUUGCUGAGGACGGAAGCCAAGGAGACAGGAACAUGUGGCUGCUCCCAGCUCUACUCCUUCUCUGCCUCUCAGGCUGUUUGUCUCUGACGGGCCCCGGCUCUGUGACUGGCACUGCGGGGGGCUCUCUGACAGUGUGGUGUCAGUAUGAGAGCAUGUACAAGGGAUAUAACAAGUACUGGUGCCGAGGACAGUACGACACGUCAUGUGAGAGCAUUGUGGAGACCAAGGGAGAAGAGAAGCUGGAGAGGAAUGGCCGCGUGUCCAUCAGAGACCACCCGGAGGCUCUCGCCUUCACUGUGACCAUGCAGAACCUCAAUGAAGAUGAUGCUGGAUCUUACUGGUGCAAAAUUCAGACAGUGUGGGUCCUGGAUUCAUGGUCACGCGAUCCCUCGGACCUGGUUAGGGUGUAUGUUUCCCCAGCAAUUACAACCCCAAGGAGGACCACACAUCCGGCCACACCUCCCAUCUUCCUGGUGGUGAACCCUGGGCGAAACCUCAGCACGGGGGAGGUGUUGACCCAAAAUUCAGGGUUCCGGCUCAGCAGCCCUCACUUCCUGCUCGUGGUCCUUCUGAAGCUGCCCCUGCUCCUGAGCAUGCUGGGUGCUGUCUUCUGGGUGAACAGGCCUUAGUGGGCUCCUGCCGGAAGAUACAGCCAGGCUGACCCGAAGCCCUGCAGAGCCCCAUCCCCAGGAGUGCCCCGUGCAGGGAGUCAACCUUUCAGACUGGAUGCGAGAGACCUGUGGACUCUGGAGGGAUUUAUUGUUCCUGUGCCUCAAAGGAGGGUCCUGGCUCUUAGAGGACACUCCUCUGGAGUCCUCAUUGUGCAGCUUGGGGGUCCUCCUUUCUCCUCCCCAGUCCCCUGCCUCCCUGCCCUCAUGCCCACUUCCCAAGGGCAAGAAUUCCCUGGAAGUUGGCCGGGCACCAUAGCGAGUGCCUAUAAUCCCAGCUCAGGAGGCUGAGGCGGGAGGAUCGGUUGAAGCUAAGAGUUCCAGGCCAGCCUGGGCAACAUAGAGAGACCCUGUCUCAGAGAGAGAGAGAGAGAGAGAGAGAGAGAGAGAGAGAGAGAGAGAAGGACGGAGGAAGGGAGGGAAAAAAUUUUCUGGAGGAGCCUGGCCCUUCAUUCUUCUUGGUACAAAUGCUUCUCAGGCCAGUUUCCCCCAGGGCAAUAACUACCUCCUUCCUGCAGACAGGAGGCUCCCUGAGGACACACCCCUCACAGCCCCAGCCUUUAGGCUCACAGAGCUCCAUCCCUUCUCUGGGACAACCCCAAGGGAGCUUGGUCCCGGCAGAGCUUGCUCAUGCAGUUGCCCAGUGUCCCACAUGCUCAGGGCUCCUCUCGUCUUCUGACGCCCCUUGGGUCUCCCUGGCUUUAAGGCCCCUUCUCUCCCUGUAACCAGGCAGUGUGUGGCUGGGCUCAGAACAUCUCUGCCUAGGUGGCCCAUGGAUGAGCUGCUCCAGGUUAAAGUUCUGGGGCGAGUUGAAACAGUAAAGGGAGAAGGAGCUGGUGGGUGCCUCUGAUAUCACUCCUGGAAUUCCCCCACCUGGAGGUGUCCAAUGCACAAGGUCAACAGAGUCAGUUCUGUCCACUUUAGAAGUCUGGUUGAGACCACCUGAUAGCAAUUAACCUUUUCCACAGGCGGAGCAGACAUCGUUUUUCAAAGACAGGAUGGAGGGCACAGAGGUGAAGGAUACUUGUCCACACUUGAAGUGCACAGUGCCAUCACCACUACUGGUGACCCCUGGCUCAGGAAUGAGCUCAGUUGGUUUUCUGAAUGUUUGUCAAUUACUCUGUUUCCCUAAAGUUUGUGGGGAGGACUCCCACAGUCUGCCACAAGCAAGCAUCACCAUCUCCACUUGCUACCUACAUCUGGACCAGUGCUCUCCCUCUGCCCCCAGGCCUGAGCUCAUCCUGAGCUAGUGAUGCCAGUGUCCAGAGCACAUGGAGUGACCCUCUGAGUGCCGAGUGCUCAGGCAGAGCUGCCGUGCUCUGAACUCGAGCUCUGGUGGGGCUCCCAGCUCCAUCAUGCAUGGUGACUCGGGGAAAGAUGGGGCUGGCCCAGGACUCAUGCUGAAAGAGAAAUUCAAUCUAACAAGGCCCCUAUUAAUUAUAUUAACCCAGGAAAUAUGAUGAUGAGCAAGAAAGGAGCUUAUGAUUCAUUUUAUGAGAAGGAUAAGCUGGGGGAUGAUUGUCCCAGACAAUGGUAGGGAAGAGUCAUAGAGCAUGGUGGAUACCAGGACCUUCAGGAGCUACGUUACCCUUACCAUGUGUGCAGAGUGCAUGUGAGGGAGGAGUGAGAUAUGGGGCUGGAGCCUCAGUCUGAAAGGGCUUCAUGGCAGACCAAGAAGUUUGAAUUGUGUUCUGGAGGCCAUAGGGAGCCCCUGGAGGUUUUAAUUUUUGAAACUUUUAUUUUGAAAUGAUUAUAGGCUUAACAUUGCAAAUAUGACAUAGAGUCCUGUGAAUCCUUCAUCUAGUGUCCUUCAAUGGUGAUGUAUUAUAUAACUGUAGGACAAGACCCAAACCAGGAAACCGGCAUUGUUACAAUACUGUUAGCUAGACUGCAGACUUUGUUCAGUUUUCACCGUUUUUAACAUACAUUGGUUUAUGGAUGUGUUUGUGUAGAGUUCCAUGCAAUUUUACAGAUCCAGAUAACUACCACCCCAGUCAAAAUACAGAACCAAUCCAUCAUCACAAGGAUCUCCCUCAUGCUGUCCCUUGUAUUUGCACCCCUAUCCCAUUCCUGUCCCCUGGAAACCACUAAUCUGUUCUCCAUCUCUACAGUGUUGUCCUUUUGAGGACAAAUGAAAUUAUGCAGUAUGUAA
This is a messenger RNA of Pan troglodytes (chimpanzee), 2995 nucleotides long. It is a transcript of the gene CD300E, whose product is annotated as CD300e molecule. The coding region runs from base 85 to 804 and encodes 239 amino acids. Gene Ontology annotation, cellular component: plasma membrane. Gene Ontology annotation, molecular function: transmembrane signaling receptor activity. The transcript is spliced from 4 exons. The record is from RefSeq and is a predicted model, not a curated record. Lineage: Eukaryota; Metazoa; Chordata; Mammalia; Primates; Hominidae.